Ascochyta rabiei is the source of this 306-nucleotide messenger RNA. RefSeq lists its product as uncharacterized. The transcript has 2 exons. The record is from RefSeq and is a predicted model, not a curated record. NCBI's taxonomy places the organism in Eukaryota, Fungi, Ascomycota, Dothideomycetes, Pleosporales, Didymellaceae. Bases 1 to 306 code for a protein of 101 amino acids.
AUGCCUCGAGCAUCCAACAACGCUUCUCCCGGCUCUGGCUCUGGCUCCGGCUCCGGCAGCGGCGGCUACACCACAACGAGCUCGGGCACGAACCAGGCGGGAAACCACUACUGUUCCCGUGACUUUGGUCCCGGCGCUUCGAACUCUAAUUCUUACCACUACUCCAACACCGACGGCUCGUACUACUACAGCAACCCCAAUGUGAGUGCUCUUGCGCGGCUCGAGGCGUCUGCUGAGCGUUGUGUGCAGGGAUCGACGUACUACAACUCGGGUGACGGGUACUCCAAGUACAGUCCCAACAAAUAG